AUGGCUAACGACGCAGACAGCGCUGACACUGUUGCGCCUGAUCCUGAUCCCGGCCCGUCAUGCAGCUCUCUCCCUAUCACGGGCCUGGAGUUUCUGCGCGGCGUACAUCGUGAGCACGAGCACGAAGGCGAGCAGCAUGAUGACGGUGGUGACGACUGGGGAGGCGACGAUUGGUAUCGUCGGGAUGGACUGGAUGACGAUGAGCAUUCCGAUGGGGUCGAGGUGUGGGUGCGAUCGCCACGCCAAGAAGAUGAAGACCACGACGGACGGAACGAGGUGUGCGAUGGAUCGCACCACCCAAGCAUCGCUGAACCGGCCGAGACAGCACCAACACAAGUCGUGGAUACGUCUGUGCCAGACUCCACCGCCUCACAGACGCCGAAGAAGCGGCGCUUCACGCAGUCCGUGCUCGGGGUUGGAAUGCAGCCCGUUAAGCCUGCACCGACUCCGCCGCCACCUGCCAAAAAAACACCACCUGUAGUCCGACUCACCGCACAGGAGAAGAAGGAGAAGGUGUAUUUGAAGGCCCAGAAGAACUACACGGCGGACUGGCUUCCGCGGUUCCCAUGGUUAAUCCUUGAUAAGUCGACUGACGGUUUUCCUUGUGUUCGCUGCAGUGUCUGUAUAGAGCACGGGAAGGACGAUGCGCGCUACGGCCGCAAUGGGAAAGGAGGUCGGGACCUCCAUAUUGGGUCCUUUCGCUGGCACGAGGCGAGCGUGAAGCACGACGAUGCCAUGAAGAAGCAAAUGGGACUGAUGAAGAACAUCGAGGAGCAGAAACGCGUCGACGACUUCGCGAAGGGCGAUCCGGAGGAAUCGUUAGCUGUCAAGGAUUCUGCUGAGGCAUAUCCAGACUUCAACAUCGUGGACGAUGCCAUCAGGGCCCUCGGUGCGAUCGUCGGGAAGUCAACUCCCUGGUACGAGCGGUUCAAGGAGUUGCAGCUGGUGUACCACAAGACAAAUCUGGAGCACCAGGGGCUCCACAACGUGGACGUCACCAUCGUGACGCAGGAGGUGGACCGCACGGUGGCGUACAUUCAACACCGCUACAUCGACUACGAGAAGAAGUUCGGGGAUGGCCUGAGCCAUGUGCUGGGGUGUGUGGAGCAGAGUGGUGGUGAAGACGAGCUGUGUGAGGGGCUGGAGUGGUGA
Closterium sp. Naga37s-1 is the source of this 1152-nucleotide messenger RNA. Lineage: Eukaryota; Viridiplantae; Streptophyta; Zygnematophyceae; Desmidiales; Closteriaceae. The record is from the annotation of a GenBank genome assembly.